Messenger RNA from Eupeodes corollae, 2049 nucleotides. RefSeq lists its product as uncharacterized. The record is from RefSeq and is a predicted model, not a curated record. The transcript is spliced from 2 exons. NCBI's taxonomy places the organism in Eukaryota, Metazoa, Arthropoda, Insecta, Diptera, Syrphidae. The coding region runs from base 1 to 2049 and encodes 682 amino acids.
AUGGAAGAAACAUUAGAAACUCUUUUCAUAAAGCAACAGAACUUGAUUGAUGACUUAAUUAAUUUUAAAACUAAUUUUAGUAAGAGUCCUAAGGAGCGUCUAGCUAAGGCCAGUCAUCUUAAUGGCCGCCUAGAAAUAUUAGAAAGUUACAUGAUUUCUUUUCGUGAAAAUCAUAUUAAGCUUUCUCUUCUUUACAAAGAGAAAAAGAAAGAUAAACCGGACACUACAUAUUUUAUUGAAAAACAUAAUGAUGUAUUUCAAGACAUGUUUUUAGACCUUAAGUCCGACAUUGUUGAUAGAAUUAAGGCAAUUUCUUCUUCUGCUGAUAAAGAAAUUUCAUUCAAUCAUAACACUUCCUUUGGUGAUCGUAGUUUAAAUGAGGAACGUGGUGUACAUCUUCCAAUCAUUAGUCUUCCCGAGUUCAAUGGCGAUUAUAAGAACUGGAUGCAGUUUCGGGAUUUAUUUACGGGAAUGAUUCAUAAUAAACCGGGUCUAGAUAGUGCUAGAAAACUUUUUUAUCUUAAAAAAUGUGUCUUAGGUGAAGCUGAGAAAAUUAUACACUCUAUUCCAUGUUCAGCUGCAAAUUAUGAUUCUGCAUGGCAAAUGCUUUGCGAAAGGUUUGAUAAAAAACGUUUUAUUAUUGAAUCGUAUUUAAAAACAUUAUGUGAACAACCUAUUAUGCGAAGAGAGUCUUGUGAUAGCAUAAAGAAACUUCUUUAUACUACCAAGGAUUGUUUGACUUCAAUCCAAAAUUUAAAGGUUAAAACCGAAUCAUGGGAUGUUUUAAUUAUUUUUAUUCUUUCUCAAAAACUUGAUAAUGUAACCCGUAAGAAUUGGGAGCGGUUUUUGACUACUAAAAGCUCGCAAAAUAGAACUUCUAAAUCGAAUCAGUCUGGAAUAGAUUCUAAAGAUUAUGAUCUUCCAAAACUUUUAGAAUUUUAUGAGUUUUUAGAAGAUUCUUUUCGAUCAUUGGAGGCAAUUGACUCUAAAUCAGCUUCAAUUUUUGGUGAAACAAGGGAUACAUUUUCAAACAAUAAACGAGCAAAUUAUGUAAAAACGUUUCAUGCUUCCAAUAAUACGAGUUCGUGUCCAAGUUGUAAUGAACCCCAUCUUCUUUAUCAGUGUACAAACUUUAAAUCACUUACUCAUAAAAGACAUUCUGCUAUAAAAUGUCGAAGCAAGUUGACAUGCCGAAAAUGUAAUAAAAGGCACAACACAGUUAUGCAUAUUGAGAAUUCAAAUCAUUCAUCAAAUGACACUGCUGCGCAUCCAAUUGCUGGUUCUUCAAAUCAAAUUUCUCAUGUAUCAACCUAUUUGGGUUCAAAUUCUACUUCGCAAAUACUUCUUGCAACAGCAAAAGUAAAAAUAUCCACUGCUACUGGUGACUUUAUUUUUAGAGCCCUCAUAGAUCAAGGGUCUCAAGUAUCGUUCGUUACAGAAUAUUGUGUUCAAACAUUGGGACUCAAGAAAAAUCCUAUUCAUUGUGUUAUAGACGGUAUUGGCUCAAUGACUUCCGGUGCGUGUAAAAAUUUUGUUGAGCUCAAGCUUAAUUCGUGCAUCAAUUCCAAAUUUACACUACUUGUAAAGGCUUUGGUUAUGACUUCAAUAAGUAAUUAUUUUCCUGUUGCAAAACUUAAUUCUUCAUUUUAUUUCGACAUUGGCAACCUAACUCUGGCAGAUCCUCAGUUUGCAGAGCCUGGACGCAUAGAUACACUUCUUGGUGCAGAUGUGUUACAUGAAAUCAUCUUUGACGGUAUUAUCAAGACUACUUAUGGCCCAUUGGCACAACAAACUCAAUUAGGUUGGAUCCUUUCAGGACCAAUUAAAAACUCGAAUCCUCAGAACAGAGAUGUUCAAAAUAUUUUGACUUUUCACACUCAGGUGAAUAUAGACAACACUCUUCGAAAAUUCUGGGAACUUGAAGAAGUAUCUUCAGAACGUGUGCAAACCACUGAAGAAAAAGCUUGUGAAAAAUAUUUCCAAGAAACACAUUAUCGUUCUUCUUCUGGAAGAUAUAUUGUUAGACUUAGAAGACUACCCAAAUUUUAA